AUGGGGAGAAGCAGCACAAACCAUCCGGCUGUUUGUCGCUCAACCACGCUGUUGUCUGCUAACUUCCAGGGUGAUGUCACAGCAAGUGAGGUUUUAAGUGACCAGCCGCCGUCACCGGUCAGCGUGUGUCAAGGGACACUGCGGGAUUUCCUCAGACCGGAGUAUGAGGAGGAAGAAGGAGAGGAAGUCUGUGUCGUUGCAACAACGCUGGGUCAAGGUUUCGAAACGAGGACGAGGAGCUUCUACAGCAUAUGUUCCAUUGACGCAGAUGACCUUGAACACGACCAUGUCCACAGCCAAUCCCAAACAGCUGGAGCAACACACUCACUGCACACAGCUGAAGUAGAAACAGCUGCUCUGCCCUGCAUAGUGGAGUCUCCGGUCUCCAGCCAAUCACACGCAGAGGCACCCACAGCCUGUUACCAGCUGUAUGUCACAGAAUCUAAAAUGACCAGCGAACCCGCUUCAGCGCAAUCACGUGCUGCAGAACAGUCAGAAAAGUUAUUCUCAGCAGCGCAGACCACCUCACCUCAUCCUUUUGUAUCUCCACAGCUGGUAAAGCCUCUGUGUGACCCGCUGCCUCCGGCCACCAAUCAUAUAAAAGAUCAUCCUCAGGCGUCCACACAGGACAGCCCUCAGCCUGAAGACUUUUACUGCCAGACAGCUGCAAAGUACACAGAUGAGUCCAGGGAUGACAUCCAGUUGACAUCACACAAAGAUGAAAGAGCAUGUGUGGAGGCGGGGACUGUGAAGGGAUCAGAGGAGUGUGUGUGCGUGGAGAGUGUGUGUUUAGUGGAAGAGAGUUUGUACUUAGGCGUCCACAGAGCAGCAGAGGGAAGCUUCAGUGCCACCAAGGUACCGGUGGUUAAAUCCCAGGAGGAAGAAUUGGAGCAGAGUGUGGAUUCUGACUUUAACCCUCUGGGCAAUCUUCUGCAUCAGGUUGCUUUGCCUCUCUCUGGAGGUCAGACUGAGAAGGAUAAAACCUCCCUGCAGGGCGAGGCUUUCCCUGUGAGUAUCUGCAGAAGCUACAGCGAGGAAGGUGAUGUUUGUUACAGUGACACAGCAGAUACAACUCUUACCAACGUGUCUUCAGUUUCCACCGUCCCAGUUGUCUCUUCCCUGCCCACUGACCUGACUGCCUUCUCCUUGAAAACUACAUCUUGCCAGUCUGACUCCAUCACAUCUGACAUAUUAGAUGUUAAUUCAAACGAUCCAACAUUUAACUUGAGCAGCACUAAACAUCCUAGUCAAGAUGUUGAACAUGUACACACUGAAUCUGAGCACAGGGAUGCCAGGUCUAAUGAGAAAGCUGAAGAUGCUUUGGAUGACGAGCCUGUUCAGGAAGUCCUCAUGAGCGGAGACGACAGACAGGCCGUCAAAAAACCAAAGCCAGAAAUGUGUCAGAACAGCAAACAUAUUGAGGGAGGUGACGUUACAGUCGUUUUACCUGAAACAGGCCAAAACACCUCUCUCCUAGAGACGAGUGAUGGAAAAUGUGACCUGUUAGAGUUACUUGAUGACUGUGCGCCUGUAAAUACAAGCCUCAAACAUCCUCCUCCAGCUGAAAGUGAGCUUUCUCUUCCUACUCCCUUAACUCCACCUCCCUCUUCGUCGUCUCUGUGCACAUUUUCUGAGGAAGGUGAGUGUAGUUUUUGUCCAGAGGCUGAAACUGAUACUACUGGAAGUGGAUGCAGACAAAUCCAACUGAAGUUAAAUCCACCAGAGAAAGUACUUAUGUGUGAGGAAAGCGAAGAGACAGCAGCUGCACAGGGGACUCGUGCAGCUGAUCUGCCCUUUUUCAUGCCAAUCAAUCAUGAAUCGGCAGAUACAGUAGAUCAGCACCCCCGCACGCCUCACACAGCCUCUGAACCCCCACAAUUAUUAACCUACAGUGUUUCCUUUGAAUCUUUGAAUCCUAAAGUCGACACCGGCCUGCAGCAUGAAAUUGCUGACUUUUCACCUCAAGCUGGAGAUUCAUUAAAUGGAAUUCAGUCAGAGGAAAUGAAUGAGCUGAAGAUGGAAAUGACGCAGGAGGAGCACCCUGCACUUGACAGCGUUAUUCCCCCAGAAACUCUCAAUAUUUCAGCCACAGAGACACCGUGCCAAAGCGUCAAGGUCCAUGCUGACACCAGCGUCUGUGACUCACACGUGAUUCCUAAUGACUUCAGCUGUCUGAACCACAAAACCUCGGGUUUGGACUGCCAGGAGGACCACACCACGAUCACUGUGGACCCAGGUCAGAUCGAUGUUUAUGCUUCAACUCCGUCAUACGAGAUUCACUUCCCUGGUCACGAGCUCUCAGCGACCGCUGAGGAGGGAGAGAGGGAAGGAGGGAUGAGGGAAAUGGUGUCCGAGCUGCUGGGAGAGGACGCAGAUUCCUCCAUCUGCCGCCUCUAUCCCCACCCCUGGAUCAAGCUGGGUCUAGAGGAGAGCUGCGGAGGGUGGGCCCAGGGGGCGGCUGAGGCCGAGCCCAGCCAGGGUGAGAGCAAGGCGGGCACCAACGCGGAGCAGAUCCCAGCCUUGGUCUCAGAGCUCCAGCCCUCUAUGGCUCUGCUGGGAGCUUACCCCUUCAGCACUGUGAUGCCUCAGGGACCCUGUGUGUGGGACUGGCACACCGAUUGUUGUCAGUCUGGACCUGUUGCUGCCCCUAGCCUGAACCCUAAUGCUGAGGUAUGGACCAAUCCCAACUUUACCGUGGACGUUCCUGGCCCCGCCUACCUGCAGGCUCCGCAGCCAUGGCUGCAAUUCGCUAACGAUCUGACCAAUCACGAAGGAUACCUGCCAGAGUUGCAGCUGGAGAAAAUGGGCCUGGCCGAGGCUGUGGUGGAGGCAGAUCCCAGCACACUAGAGUACCAGACGCUGACAUCCGAAGCUCCUAUAGUUAAUGGAGAGCCCAGUGAACCACCUGUUACAGAUGAGAUCAGAGAAGAGCUGAGGACAGUUUUGGAGACCUGCCUGACCAGGGAGCACCUUGGCAAUGACCUGUACCUCAACUCUCAAAUGGACAGUGACCAGUACAUUUCCAUCGCAACUCUGGCCAGUCUCGACAAGAUCAAGAACCUCAGCACAGACCUGGACCUCAUCUCCGACAUUUUGAAAUCCCUGCCGCUGGUCCAGGUGGCUCCGUGUGGACAGAAGGUCCGGCCCUGUCAGAGUCGAUGUGUUGUCAUCCUGCGUGAGAUCCCCAACAGCACACCUCAGGAGGAGGUGGAAGCUCUCUUUGAGGGCAAGGACCUGCCCAAGUUCCUGAGAUGUGAAUUUGUGAGCAACGAUAACUGGUUCAUCACAUUCAAAUCAGAAUCCGAUGCACAACAGGCUUAUAAGUACCUCAGAGAAGAGGUUCGGGUGUUUAAGGGAAAGCCCAUCAUGGCGAGGAUAAAGGCCAAAACCAUGGCAGUCACUUCCUACGCUCCAAAAAAUGGCUACAGACCCUCGAAACUGGACCAGUGCAGCAAUCAUUACAGCUCCUACUUCCCCCUAAGCACCUUCCAGCAGCCGUGGCCCACCCACAUGCCAGCACAACAGCUGUAUGAUUUCGCCAAUGAGGUGUGGGCUUCAGCUCCGGCAGGAUACCAAGACUGUGCGGAGCCUUCAACACUGAUGAAUGACUUCAUGAAUGGAUUCUCAGCAGCUUCCAACUUCAAACCUUUUAACUCCCACAAGCCAAGGAGAGGCUCGAGGUGGUCAAACUCUGGAGAGCGUUGGCAGUCCCAUCAGACUGAUUCCUCAUCGGAGCAUGCACCACCGGAGCGCUCCUUUUCUCCGACAAAGCCGGGGCGAGCGCGGUCGCAGGGCAACGUGCGCCGUCAGAGCAGAGGGGGAAGGACGGAGCCCAACAGGAGAGGAAACUUCAGCCAGAGGAGGAGAGAGAACCCGAGGUCAUGGGACAAAUCAGCUGGAAACAAUCCUAAUGCACCAAGUCAGUCGCCUCCUCGUCAGCCGUCGCCUCCUCUGGAGCUCGGGCUGACGAGCUUCCCUCCUCUUCCUCCGGCAAACACUGCCAUAGCAACGGUACCUGCAGCUAACAGCAAUGCCAAGAGUCCAGUCAGAAGCAGCAGCCUCUGUGCAGCAGUGCCAACGAUGUCACAAGAGCCUCCGCCUGUCUCACAGCAGGAAGUGAAGGAGCGUGCAGAGACUACCGGUGAGGCCAAACCGGCUCAGCUUACACAGGAACCAGUCACAGAGUCCAAGAAGCCGAGCUACGCCGAAAUCUGCCAGAAGAGAGCAUCGUCCAAUGAGCCGGUGCGGUCCGCUGAUCACGCCUCUCCUGAGGCAGAGCACAUCCUGACCUAUCCGGGUCAAGCGUCCGAACCAGCUCUGAUGCCACGGUGAUCAAACUGAGUGGAGAAAAAGACUGUAAACUUUUCUUUUUUUUUGCCAGCUGUUUAAGAACUCUGAAGAGUAAUCUGAGUGUAGAGAGUGAUGUGGUUACGUUCACAGUGCAGGAUUAGGAUAUCACAGCCUUUAAAUGAACUACAUUCAUGUCUGGAUCUAGACUGAAGUGUGUGUCGGGGGUCUGGCUGGAUCAGGACAGGACCGGCUUGUUUGGGUCUGCGGUCUCUAACCGUUCAGGAGGUUAAAUCCCACUUUUCAGUUUUUAGAGAGGAAGCUGGAAAGAAUCUGUAAAUGUUGAUCUGCAAUUUUAAGUUACGUUUUAUUUCUUGGUUUGUAGUUCAGAUCAGUUUAUUGAGGUUCUUCUGAUUGAUUUGAUUUAGUCUUGAUUUGCUUUGACAGCAUUGGCGCUUCUUUUCCUGCUGUCUGUGUGCAUUUGAUGUUGUUCUCGCUGUACAGGAUGUUCCGCCAUGACCUUCCCCCCCCCCCAUACAUCUGUGUUAUUCUUUAGUCCGCUGUGGGCACACACGAUGCUUUUUCUCUAAAUAUUAGUGCUAGUCACCCAGUUUGUUUCCAUUUUCAGACGUUGGUGAAGUCCAGGCCUGUAAUGAACCAAGGUCCAGUGUGUGUUAGUGAGUACUAGGAGGAUCAGAACUCUAUUGAUUUGGUCUCACUAGUCCAGGAAUCCAAUUGGACUUGAAAGUAUGUUCCCCUCAAAAAAUUUUUUUAUUUAUGUCUUAUUUUUUUAAUUUAUGUUAGACAGGGGUGCUUUUGUGUGUAAAAGCUUUAUAGUCUCACCGGCGUUGAGAAAGAAGUGUAGUUGAUGUACGUCGGUGUCAAAACGUCCAGUGUUUGGGACACAUUUCAGGUCGUCCCAUGAAUGGAAACAUGCUUUUGGCUGGUGUACAUAAACAGCACAACGUGUUUGAGAACUUGAAUUUGAUUGAGUCCAGUGCUCUUUUGUUUAAAAUAUACAGUUUUAAAUGUUGUCAUGGAGAAAGAGCAGUCAUGGUUGUGGCACAUGUUACUUUGUACAGGUGUACAUAAUAAACAAAUAUUAAAGAAGUGCCUUUGAAGUUAAAA
Messenger RNA from Micropterus dolomieu (smallmouth bass), 5415 nucleotides. RefSeq lists its product as uncharacterized. Gene Ontology annotation, molecular function: mRNA 3'-UTR binding. Bases 1 to 4332 code for a protein of 1443 amino acids. The record is from RefSeq and is a predicted model, not a curated record. Gene Ontology annotation, cellular component: cytoplasmic stress granule; cytosol. NCBI's taxonomy places the organism in Eukaryota, Metazoa, Chordata, Actinopteri, Centrarchiformes, Centrarchidae. The transcript is spliced from 15 exons. Gene Ontology annotation, biological process: positive regulation of translation.